Messenger RNA from Dioscorea cayenensis subsp. rotundata (Guinea yam), 997 nucleotides. Its product is annotated as expansin-A8-like. The record is from RefSeq and is a predicted model, not a curated record. Lineage: Eukaryota; Viridiplantae; Streptophyta; Magnoliopsida; Dioscoreales; Dioscoreaceae. The coding region runs from base 58 to 810 and encodes 250 amino acids. The transcript is spliced from 3 exons. Gene Ontology annotation, biological process: plant-type cell wall organization. Gene Ontology annotation, cellular component: extracellular region.
UAUUACUACUACUACUACUACUAAGCAAACUCACCUUAGUUACAAUUCAUACCUUCAAUGGCAUUGCCUAAAGCUAUCUUUCUCCUCUUCAUCUCCUUCUCUUCUUUCUCCGGCACGGUGUUCAGCCAAUCCUACGGUUGGGAAGGCGGCCACGCGACGUUUUAUGGAGGCGGAGAUGCCUCCGGCACAAUGGGAGGUGCUUGUGGAUAUGGUAAUUUAUAUAGUCAAGGAUACGGAACAAACACGGCAGCAUUAAGCACCGCAUUGUUCAAUAACGGGUUGAGUUGCGGGUCAUGUUACGAAAUGCGAUGUGCCGCUGAUCCCCGGUGGUGUUUGCCGGGCACAAUCAUCGUCACCGCUACCAACUUCUGCCCGCCAAAUUUCGCACUUUCUAAUGAUAACGGCGGAUGGUGCAAUCCGCCUCUACAGCAUUUCGAUCUCGCAGAACCUGCUUUCCUUCAAAUUGCUCAAUACAGAGCUGGUAUUGUCCCCGUCUCCUUCCGAAGGGUGGCUUGUGUUAAGAAAGGAGGAAUAAGGUUCACAAUCAACGGGCACUCUUACUUCAACCUUGUGCUUAUCACCAACGUUGGUGGGGCUGGUGAUGUGCACUCUGUCUCUAUCAAAGGGUCCCGGACAGGGUGGCAACCCAUGUCAAGAAACUGGGGUCAAAAUUGGCAAAGUAACUCCUACCUCAACAGUCAAUCCCUCUCUUUCCAAGUCACUGCCAGUGAUGGCCGGACGUCCACUUCUUACAACGUUGCUCCGGCCGGUUGGCAAUUCGGUCAAACCUUUGAAGGUGGCCAAUUCUAGUUCUUAUAUAUAUAUAUAUAUAUAAACAUAUAUGUAUUUAUUGAGUGGCAACGCUGAGGUAGGCUUUUAAGUAGCACCCGCUAAAGCCUUGUUGUUAUUAGAGUAGGUAAAAAGAGUGUGUUGUUUUUUCUAAAGUAUGUAUUUGGAUGAAAGGGUGCAAGUGAGUUCUACUUGAUUUUGAUGUAAA